AUGUAUUCUAAGAUAGCACACCCGUUUGGGGUUUCAGGGACUGCCAAACCUGACCACUCCGAGCCUGUCCCUGCCGAACCUGGCUCGCCACCAUGCAUGGCUGCCGAAUCUGCAAUGUUUCUUAUAAAGCGGACGGCUGCUCAGAGCCCUUCGGAUGUGGAUAAAGCUGCACUGUUGAACUUUAAGGCCCACGUGACAGACGACCCUACGGGUGCGCUUGACAACUGGAACCCCAACGAUCCCGACCCAUGCAGCUGGACGGGCAUCGACUGCAACCCCUUCUCUCGCCGCGUCACCUCCCUCUCCCUCCCCUACCGCACCCUCUCCGGCACUCUCGACCUCCCAGACCCUUCCCUCGCCUCCCUCUCCGACCUCCUCCAUCUCUCCCUCCCCGGAAACUUCUUUCCAGGCUCCUUCCCCUCCGCCCUCUCCCGCCUCUCCUCGCUUCAAACCCUGGACCUGUCAGAAACGGAGCUCUCAGGGGAAAUCCCCGGAAAUACCCUCUCCGCCCUCCGCCAUGUAGCCGUUGUAGACCUUCACAAAAACGCCCUCUCGGGGUCAAUACCCCCGGAAAUCUCCGCUCUCAACUCUUUAAUCAAGCUGGAUUUGAGAGAAAACGCCCUCUCCGGCCCUCUCCCUUCCGAAAUGCAGACACUAGGGCAGGUGCAGGACAUACUACUAGACUACAACCAGCUAUCUGGUCCACUCGCUCCAGCCCUCUUAGUCUCGCUUCCAAUCGUCCAGACCAUCUCGGUCCGGGGGAAUGGGUUCGAAGGGGAGGUGCCUAAAGAGUUUGGGUAUGCGCAGCGGCUUUCUAGGCUGGAUUUGGGCGGGAACAGGCUGACAGGGAGCAUUCCCGAGACGUUUGGGCAGAUGUGGAGCUUAACGGCUCUUCGGUUAGACUCUAAUAACAUCGGCGGGACGAUCCCUACGAGGCUGAAUACGCUGUCGCAGCUGCAGGUGCUGACGCUGAACGGGAAUGAUUUGGUAGGGGAACUUCCCCCGUUUAAUGGGCUGGAGAGUCUGGUCCAGUUCGACGUUUCGAAUAAUGAUUUGUUUGGAUCGACGCCCACGGAAGGGCCGUUAGCGAAGUUCCCUCCAUCCUCGUUUGAAGGCAAUCCGGGGUUGUGUUAUGGGGAGUAUUCUCCCCCCUCCGCCUGUCUCCCCCUCACCCCCUCCCCCCGUUCAACCUCCCCCUCCCGUUCUCUCUACACCUCCUCCCCUUCUCCCUCCUCCUCGUCCGCCUCUCCCUUCCCCGCCUGUGCUUCUACCAGCUCCCCCUUUUCCUCCCCCUAA
Closterium sp. Yama58-4 is the source of this 1296-nucleotide messenger RNA. NCBI's taxonomy places the organism in Eukaryota, Viridiplantae, Streptophyta, Zygnematophyceae, Desmidiales, Closteriaceae. The record is from the annotation of a GenBank genome assembly.